AUGUCCUGCGGCUACGGGCCUCGCGGUCCUGGCCCGCUCGUGUAUGCACGCUCCCCACUCGUACACCGCACAGCGCGCGGACGCCAUGGCCGCCGCGUGACCGCCAUGCUGCUGCCGGCGCUGCUGCUGCUGCCGCUGCUGCGCGCGCUGCCGGCCGCGCCGCCCGCGCGCUUCCCGCUGCUGCUGGUGGCGCGGCGCGCGUGCGGGGCGCGGCUGGCGCUGGCGCAGCUGGAGCGGCUGGCGGCGGCGUCCCCGCGCCUCACGCGGCGCCCGCUCGAGUACCAGCUGCUGAGCCACGAGGAGACUUGCGGGCCGCAGUGGGCGGAGGCGCUGACGCGGCGCGCGCUGGCGGCGCUGGCGGCGGGCGGCGGCGUGGCGGCGGCGGGCGAGCUGGGCGCGCGCGCGUGCGGCGCGCUGCUGGCCGCCGCCGGCGCGCUGCGGCGCCCGCGCCCCGCGCCCUGCGCCGUGGCGGCCGCGCGCGGCGCCGCGCUGGCGCUGCUGGCCCGCACGCUGCGCUGGCAGCGCGUGCUGCUGGCGCCCGCGCGCGGCGACGAGCGCGCGCCGCCGCCGCCCCGCACGGUCGGUGACCGGCGCCCGAGCUCGAUCUCGAGGUCGCACGCACCCGAGGAUGAUCGUGGUAUUGUCGUUUCAGUUGUCGUCGUUUGCUAUUCAUCGACGUCCGCACCGGCGCCGCCGGGCACCGCGGCGCUGGCGCCCGACGUCCUGCUGCUGCGCGUGGCGGACGCCGGCCCCGAGCCGAGCGCCGCUGCGGCGGGUGUUCUCGACUUUUUCGAGGAAUCGUUUCCGCCGGGAGCGCCCGUCCAAAGGAAUUCCUGGGACUCGAUCGACCGAGGGGAGCGAACUCCCGCGGAGAACGCGACGGGAAGUCAGAUCGGGCCCUUUCGUCUGCUGCUCUUCGCCGAAGAGGCGCCGGAGGCCGCGUCGCCGUACGACGACAUCUUGGAGGCCGCAGUCCGUCACGAGGAGGCGCGGCGCACGGGGGUGGAAGUGUUCAGCGGCGACUUCGUGCUGUACGAGAGCGACGUCGUCGGCGGAAACGCGACGUGGACGCGCCUGGCGAAGGUGUCGGCCACGGCGCGCCAGCCGCUGGGCGCGCCGUGGGCGUGGAGCGCCGCGCUGGCGGCCGGCGGCGGCGAGCUGGCGCGGCGCGGCGCGGAGGAGGCCGGGGCGGAGCGGGCGCGCGCGCCGGCGCUCGGGCUCCUCGUGUGCGCCGCCAGCGCGACCGUGGCGCUGCUGGCGGCGGCGGCCGCGGCGUGCGCGCGACGCGUCGCCGCCCGCCGGGCUCCGCACCGGCCGCGCGCCGCGCCCGUGCUGGCCGCCGCCGACUUCCAGUUCCCGGCCGACGACCGCCGCCGCGUCGGCGAAGGCAUGGAGUCGAUGCUGUCGUGGCUGCAGCGGCUGCACGACGUCGGCGAGGCGGCGCCGGCGCCGGACGCGCCGCGGCGCGCGGAGCCGCUCGUGCCGUCGGCGCCGUCCUCCACGUGCAGCGUGUCGCGCCUGGCGCCCGACGCGCGGCCGCGCUACAAGGGCGAGCCGGUGCACGUGAAGCCGCUGCCGGCCGCUGCGCUGGAGCUGCGGCGCGCGGCGCGGGACGUGCUGCUGGUGAUGCAGGGCCUGCGCCACGAGAACGUGAACCCGUUCCUCGGCUGCCUGGCGGAGCUGCGGCCGGCGCUGGUGUGGGCGGCGUGCGCGCGCGGCUCGCUGGAGGACGUGCUGAUGGCGGACGAGGUGGCGCUCGACUGGACGUUCCGCCUGUCGCUGCUCACGGACCUGGUGCGCGGCAUGCGCUACCUGCACCGCUCGCCCGUGCGCCUGCACGCGCGCCUGUCGUCGCGCAACUGCGUGGUGGACGCGCGCUGGGUGCUCCGCGUCACGGACUACGGGCUGCCGGCGCUGGCGGCGGCGCAGGCGCUGCCGUACGCGCCGCGCCGGGCGCGCGAGCUGCUGUGGACGGCGCCGGAGCUGCUGCGCGAGGCGCGCGCGGCGAGCGUGCCCGGCGGCUCGCAGGCGGGCGACGUGUUCUCGUUCGGCAUCAUCAUGCAGGAGGUGAUCGUGCGCGGCGAGCCCUACUGCAUGCUGCCGCUGUCGCCCGAGGAGCUGCUGGAGAAGCUGCGGCGCCCGCCGCCGCUGGUGCGCCCGUCCGUGUCGCUGGGCGCCGCGCCGCCCGACGCCGUGGCCGUCAUGCGCCAGUGCUGGAGCGAGCAGCCCGAGCUGCGCCCCGACUUCGCGCGCCUCGACGAGCUGUUCCAGCGCAUGCACCGCGGCAGGAAAACGAAUAUCAUCGACUCCAUGUUCGAGAUGUUGGAGAAGUACAGUAAUAAUCUAGAAGAGCUGAUCAAGGAGCGCACGGAGCAGCUCGACAUGGAGAAGAAGAAAACCGAGCAGCUGCUGAACCGGAUGCUGCCCGGGUCCGUGGCGGAGCGCCUGCUGCUGGGGCUGCGCGUGGAGCCCGAGGAGUUCGAGGACGUGUCCGUGUACUUCAGCGACAUCGUGGGCUUCACGGCGCUGGCGGCGCGCUCCACGCCCGUGCAGGUGGUGGACCUGCUCAACGACCUGUACACGACCUUCGACGCCGCCAUCGAGCAGUACCGCGUGUACAAGGUAGCGCCGCCUCCCGCGCCCCGCGCCGCCGCCCGCCCCGCGCUCACGCUCGCCCGCCCGCAGGUGGAGACCAUCGGCGACGCGUACAUGGUGGUGGGCGGGCUGCCGCUGCGCUGCCGCGACCACGCCGAGCGCGUGGCCACCAUGGCGCUGCACCUGCUGCACCUGGCGGGGCGCUUCCGCAUCCGCCACCUGCCCGGAGCGCCGCUGCACCUGCGCAGCGGCCUGCACUCGGGCCCGUGCUGCGCCGGCGUCGUGGGGCUCACCAUGCCGCGCUACUGCCUGUUCGGCGACACCGUGAACACCGCGGCGCGCAUGGAGUCAACGGGCGCGGCCUGGCGCGUGCAGCUGUCGGGCGCCACCGCGGCGCGGCUGGCGGCGGCGGGCGGCUUCCGAUUGCGCGCGCGCGGCCUCACGCAGGUCAAGGGCAAGGGCGCCAUGCUCACCCACUGGCUGCUGGGCAAGGACGGCUUCGACCGGCCGCUGCCGGUGCCGCCGCCGCUCGAGUUCGAGGAGGUGCUGCUCGAGGCGGACGGCGAGAGCGAGCCCGAGGCGCGCCUGGAACGCCAGCGCUCCGACCCGGGCGAGCCGCCGGGCGCCGCCGGCCCGCGCUCGGGCGCCGCGUCGGCGGAGAGCAGCCCGCCGCCGGCGCCGCGCCGCCCGCGCUACCUGCGCGCCUCCGCAUCCACCGUGGCGGCGCUGGCGGAGCCGCCGGGCGCGCGCGCGCUGCGCCGCCAGUGGUCGCUGGAGCGCGGCGACGCGCUGGCGGCGGCGGCGGCGGGGGGCCCGGCGCUGGAGCCGCUGGCGCUGCGCGCGCCGCCGCCCCGCGCCGCGCCGCCCCGCUACCGCACGCGCCGCGGCGCCUCGUCGCUGGACGUGUCGGCGCGGUAGCCCCCCCCCUCCCCUCUCCUCCCCCGACAAUAAUUUUCGUAGGCGAGUUCGUCGGAAUCACUUUCCUUCGUAGAUUUUAUGAAUGUCGUUGUGAUUAAUAUACGUAGAUAUUUAUAUUGUAACAUUUACGAGUAGCUCUUAGUCUAAUCAGAUGUUUUAUUAUUAAAAGAGUUCCUCCGAUUUAAAAUUCCCUUUAUCUCGGACGUGUGUAUUUUUUAACAUUUUAUUUAUUAAAAAUGUUUUAUCUUUA
Messenger RNA from Bicyclus anynana (squinting bush brown), 3763 nucleotides. Its product is annotated as retinal guanylyl cyclase 1. Gene Ontology annotation, biological process: cGMP biosynthetic process; receptor guanylyl cyclase signaling pathway; protein phosphorylation. Bases 1 to 3513 code for a protein of 1170 amino acids. Gene Ontology annotation, molecular function: peptide receptor activity; protein kinase activity; ATP binding. The record is from RefSeq and is a predicted model, not a curated record. The transcript is spliced from 7 exons. NCBI's taxonomy places the organism in Eukaryota, Metazoa, Arthropoda, Insecta, Lepidoptera, Nymphalidae.